UGGCUCUCCAUACAGAGUAUUCGAAUUGUUCCUAAUCCUUCUAACAUUCGCAAAAUUAGUAACCUCGUAUAGAGACGGAGAAUCCUGUCAAAAAUUAACGAAAAUGUCCAACGAACGAAAAUUCUGUCAAACAGUAGGAAAUCUGCCCAAAGAACUGUACCCGUUCCCUUACGAGAAAAACACGACGAUCCUAUCGCUGGAAACGAGCGAUUUCAGAAGAGUCCAUCGAAGACAAUACCCGAGACUGUUCAACAGAAGUUCCGUACAACUCGUCGAUCCCAUUUUGAUACCGCAGAGCCUGAAAUUAGUGAGCGACGCCAGACUGGAAAAACGGCAUUAUUCGCACGUCGGGCUCUCACACAUGGAUAAUUUUUUUUGAUAAAACGUUUACGAACAAAUGCUAAAUUUUAU
Messenger RNA from Phyllotreta striolata, 411 nucleotides. The record is from the annotation of a GenBank genome assembly. NCBI's taxonomy places the organism in Eukaryota, Metazoa, Arthropoda, Insecta, Coleoptera, Chrysomelidae.